AUAGACUUGGUGGCCGAGCAUAAAUAUUCUCUCAUUAUAAAGAAGAAAGAGAAGUAGUCAAGGGUUUAACAAACUCUACAACAGUCGGUCUACGCACAACAAGAAGAAAAUCAGAAACACAAACACAAAAAAUGGAACAAGUUACAGAAGCAGUCAGCAAUCUAAACAUCACAGAUUCAUCCAAUAACAACUAUUCCAACAAUAAGAAAAAUCGUAUUCAAGUCUCCAACACUAAAAAACCCCUCUUUUUUUAUGUUAAUCUUGCCAAGAGGUACAUGCAACAGUACAAUGAGGUGGAGCUUUCCGCUCUUGGAAUGGCCAUUGCAACUGUCGUUACAAUUGCUGAGAUCUUGAAGAACAACGGUUUUGCUGUUGAGAAAAAAAUAGCUACUUCAACAGUUGACAUCAAUGAAUCAGGAGGGCGUCCUGUCCAAAAAGCUAAGAUUGAGAUUGUUCUAGAGAAGUCGGAGAAAUUUGACGAGUUGAUGGCUGCAGCGGCUGCCGAGGCUGCAGAAGGAGAGGAGCAGCAAGCAUAAGGUCUCUCCACUUUGGAUUUUCAAUCAAUUAAUGUUUAUCUGUUUUUCACUUGGUUUGUAUGGGGUUGUCCUGUUUUUUGUUAUUUAAAGUUAUUUAACAGAUUUGUCUGCAACUGCAAGGCUUUCAAAUUUUGUACCAAAAGGAAACAUCUUAAUUUGAUUUCUUACACUGCAAAAUGUGAUUUUUUUUAUUUUUUAUUUUUUUUCUUGUGCAUAGGUAAAUAUAUAGUUUGUUUAGCUUGUUAUAAGACUCAUUCUCAUGUGUGUUUUUUUAAUUAUAAUUAAAAGUUAUGAUUGUGGUUUGAAUGAUGA
Amaranthus tricolor (Joseph's coat) is the source of this 848-nucleotide messenger RNA. RefSeq lists its product as uncharacterized. Bases 132 to 536 code for a protein of 134 amino acids. Gene Ontology annotation, cellular component: nucleus. Lineage: Eukaryota; Viridiplantae; Streptophyta; Magnoliopsida; Caryophyllales; Amaranthaceae. The record is from RefSeq and is a predicted model, not a curated record. Gene Ontology annotation, molecular function: RNA binding. The transcript has 5 exons.